AUGUGGAACUGCCUCCAGGGGCAGUACCUAGCCUUUCCAUCGACAACUGAAGAAUGGAGACAGAUUGCAUCUGAAAUGGAAACAGGAUGGCAGUUUCCCAACUGCAUUGGGAGCAUCGAUGGCAAGCACAUUGUAAUUGAAUGUCCAGCCAAGUCUGGCUCGCAGAACUACAACUACAAGGGAACCUUCAGUGUAGUCCUCCUUACCGUCUGUGAUGAUCAGUACCGCUUCACCUAUGUUGACAUGGGGCACCUUGGCGGUGAAAGUGAUGCCGGGAUCUUUGCCCGUUCAAAGCUUCUGCAAGUGCUUGAAGGCAGUGACUUCGGCAUCCCGGGGCCAAGGAAUGUGGGGACAGCAGGGCCAAUACCACAUUGCAUUGUUGGAGACGAAGCCUUCCCUCUCAGGACGUUCUUGAUGCGGCCAUACUCAAGAAGAGCUGCAAGUGAACACCACCACAAAAUCUUCAACUAUCGCCUGUCACGAGCCAGACGCCUCAUCGAAAAUGCUUUUGGCAUCCUGGCCAACCGGUGGCGCAUACUCAGGAGGCCAUUUAAAGCGAAGCGAGAGAAUGUGGAGAGAAUCGUGAAAGCAUGUGUGGUGCUUCACAAUUUUGUUAUGAAGACAUCUUCAAUGUUCUACAAUCCCAUAGGGUACACCGACUACGAAGAUUCCUGUGGGAACCUGCAGAGUGGAGCGUGGAGGGCAGACGAUGGUCAGCAGCAGCAGUCCGAGACAGACUUGCCCUGUAUUUUGUGA
Ornithodoros turicata is the source of this 756-nucleotide messenger RNA. RefSeq lists its product as uncharacterized. The transcript is spliced from 6 exons. Bases 1 to 756 code for a protein of 251 amino acids. Lineage: Eukaryota; Metazoa; Arthropoda; Arachnida; Ixodida; Argasidae. The record is from RefSeq and is a predicted model, not a curated record.